UGUCAACUGUCAAAAAAGUUUCUUUAACAACUGCAACGCAGCAGCUGUUGUUAUUUAGAACAAAGGUCUUAUUAGAGCAAAAAAAAUUCCUCAAGUCCAUACAAAAUAUCAAAUUUUAUUAUCAACGGAAUUAGCAAAUAACCGCAGUUUUACUUUUGACGUGGUUCUAUUUGGAAUGAACAAUUCUGUGAAUUUAUUAUAGACAUUUUAAAAGGUUGAAAUUCUUGUUUUCACAUCUUUGCAACUGACAAGCCAUUUGCCGUUUGGUGGCUUGUUUUGAGCAAAGUGGUCUCAACUCUCAGUUUAUGGGUUAUCAACACAUUUACAUGAAAGGAGAAAACAAGAACCGAUACGAUGUUUCAACACUUAAAGUUAAUAUUAUGGAAAAACUUAGUCAUAAGGAAGCGACAUUGGUUAUUAACCCUCACGGAAAUCUUAAUCCCCAUAUUAUUAUUCACUUUAGUUGCUUACGGCAGAUCGAAAAUAAGUGGUAUGAAUAAACAAAUCAUCACUUAUCCAACAUACUACAGAGAAAAUACGUUGGACGAGAUUUAUUCGCAUUUAGAUGUCGGAGAAUUACAGUUGUGGUAUGCACCUUACAACAAUUUCACUGAAAAUAUCAUCAAGAAAGUCCAGGAAACGUUCCAAAUCCCUGGCGAUGAUGUUCGGGAGUAUACAUCACCUGAAAAACUGAAACAGCAUUUUCAGAGUGCUUCAAAUUGUACGUCUCUGAUAACGUUGGUUAAUUUUCACGGCAGCGAUCCCAAACAUUUGAAUUACGACUUGGGCUUUUACGAUAAAUAUUCAUCAUGGGACACUGACAAGCUUUUUGUUCCUGUUAUAUCACAGGAAGAUCGAAGAUCGUCAAAAUACAUCUACAAAGGUUUUGCUGCACUACAAGUCGCAAUUGAUUUGGCAUUUCUGGAAUUACAAACGCUGAAGUCCCCGAAAAUCGAUUUUUCAAUCCAGGAAUUUCCAGAUCCGCCUCAUACCGACGAUUCGGGAUUGAGUCAACUUUUCAUAUAUUUUCUACCUCUGAUAACAAUUUUCAGCUUUAUAUUCUUGUGUCCAGCGGUGUUGCAAAAAGUCGGCGAAGAAAAACAUUCAGGAACUAAAGAAUUUAUGAAAAUGGUUGGUAUGAAUUCGUCAAUGUUAUGGUUGGGAUGGUUUAUCCAUGCUUUGAUGACGAAUCUUUUCUCCAUAAUUGUCAUCGUAGUGUUGAUGAAAGUACCUUUCUGGGGUGUUCCUUAUCCACCUAUUGAGUAUUCAAGUGGCGUUGUUCUCUUCGUCUUCUUGUUUUUAUACUGCAUGGCCGCUAUAACGUUCUGCUUCCUGGUAGCCACCAUAAUCAACAAACCAUCAAUAGCGACAGUGGUGGGAUUACUGAUUUGGAUCUUUUCGUACUUUAUACCGCAAGCUGUAGUAACUUCACAUGAAAACCUGGCGUGGAGAUUUAAAAUACCUUUGGCGUUAUUCCCCAACAUGGCACUUCAUUUCGCAUACAAGUCAAUUUCAGUUUAUGAAAUGAGGGAGGUGGGCAUCCAAUGGUCUAACAUGUUUCAAUCGGGGAGCGGUGGCGAAAAUGACGUAACAAUGGGAAACGUUUUCGUAAUGUUGAUUGUGGACAUGAUUUUAUUCAUGUUAUUAACAAUUUACAUUGAAAACGUCAAACCGGGGAAGUACGGAAUCGCCCAACCAUACAGUUUCCCGUUAAAAACUCUAAAGAAAUGCGUCAAAUGUUUGUAUUGUUCAAAAGUCGAAAAUGAUCCUGAAGCAGCACGUUUAAGUGACCCAGAAAAAUGUAUUGAAAUUAUUGAUUUAUUCAAAAAGUUUAAUAACGUCGUCGCCGUCGACAAUCUUAAUUUGCCUAUUUACAAAAACUACAUAACAGUUUUGUUGGGCCACAAUGGGGCAGGGAAAACCACCACAAUGUCCAUACUAACAGGAAUGAUCAAUGCAACUAAUGGAUCUGUUAAAAUCAACGGAAAAGAUAUCAAGAGACACACUAGUGAGGUCCGAAGACUUCUAGGUCUAUGUCCACAACACAACUUACUUUUUCCCGACUUGACUGUUUUCGAACAUUUGAAAUUUUUCGCAAUGAUAAAGCGAUCGAAAAAUUCAACCAAAGAGGCGACAGAAAUGUUGGAAAAACUCGGUCUUGAGGAGAAGAAAUACGAAAUGGCUUGUACUUUAUCCGGUGGGAUGAAAAGAAAGCUAUGUCUUGGCAUGGCCUUAAUAGGGGAUUCACAGGUAUUGAUUUUGGACGAACCGACGUCUGGUAUGGAUCCAGAAUCGCGUCGUAAAGUCUGGAACAUGUUGCUUGAGUAUAGAAAAACAAAGACAAUUCUAAUCACAACCCAUUUCAUGGAAGAAGCUGAUGUUCUUGGUGAUUACAUCGCCAUAAUGGCUGAUGGAAAACUACAAGAUCAUGAUACACCAUACAAUUUGAAAAUGAAAUAUAAUACGGGUUAUCAUUUGUCGUUGAUGCUGAAAUCAAUGAGCUUUGUAAAAGAAAUAACAAGUGAAAUUCAGAGGUUUAUUCCUAACGCCACAUUGUUGCGAACACAUCACGAUAGCCUCGUUUAUUUACUACCAAUGGAUGAGAAACAUAAAUAUAAAGAUGUUUUAAAAUCUUUGGAAGAAAAGAAUAAAGACAAUUGGGGAAUAAUUGCAGUGGGCCUCAGCUUAACUACACUCAAUGACGUCUUUCUAAAAGCUAGAGACAAACAUCUCGAACGUCUUGGAAUCGGGGAGAGUCAAGUCGACGGUUCUGAUAAACCCAUCUUUAAUACGACUAAAACUGUGAAAUUAAAUCGUUCCUUGAACAGUUUUCUAGCCCUACUUGUUAAACGUUGGUAUUUCUUUAAGAAAAAGUUUUAUUGGUAUUUUCCUGCCGUGAUUGUAUCAAUUACGAUUUUUCUCUUAGCCAUCUGGUUAGGCAUCUCAAGUACGGAUUAUAACAACGUCGGGGAGUCCCAAUUAAACCUAACUUUAAAAGUCUACGACAAAUCGCACACUUAUUUCGGGGGUGAUAACUUACCUGAGUUGAUUAAGAUGCGAAAACUGUACGAAGAAAUUGUCCAACAACAAGGGGGCUAUCCCGAACUGAAAAAAGACGUCUCUGCAGGGAUCAUAGAGGCGGGGAACAAAAACAUUGCCUUUUACAACAAACACAUAAUCGUCGCCGCUGAAUUUAAUAAAAGUUCAAACGAUGAAAUUAUUGUUAACGCAAUGUAUAAUCGUUUUGCAAUUCAUGCAGUACCAAUUUCGAUUAAUAUGGCCAUGAAUGCAGCACUUAAGGCUUUGUUAAAUGACAGUUAUUCGAUCACUACGAGUAAUACACCACUAAAAUCGUUCAGUACUGAAUUAACCCCCACUGAAUUAUCGGUGGUGAGUGUGGCAAGUGUUUGGGUGAUUCUGAUACCAAUGAGUAUGCUGUUUUUUGUCAGCAAUUUUAUCAUUUUUCCAAAUUCGGAAGUGUCGACACAUUUCUUACAAUUGCAGAUUUUCGCCGGAAUCAAAACGUAUUUCUAUUGGUUUACCAACAUUUUCUUUGAUUUUCUCUUCUCAAUUGUGCCACUCGCUGUACUUUUCGUGUCAUUGUGGCUUUUGAAUGUGUUUUGUUUUGAUUCAAUACUCUUCAAACACGAAGAAUUUGAAACUUUGAUGAUAAUUUGUUUAGUUUACGUCGUGUCGUCACUCCCUUUCACAUAUUUAUUGAGUCAUAAGAAAACUGUGACUGGAGGUUUUUCUUUGUUGCUAACACUUGGAAUUUUCACUAGUGUUACACCAACAAUUGUUAUUAUAGCAAUGGAGUUUUCAAACGAUGAUUAUUACAUCAACAUUGCAAAGAGUCUCAAGCAUGUUUUCAUCGUCUUCUUUCCGCAAUUUACUCUGAGCUAUAUUUGUACAAAAUUCACGAAGAAAUUUGUCGCUAAUUUCAAUUGGGAAUACAUGAAUCCGAGUAAACGUGAACAUAUUUGCAAACAAGAGCCAAAUCCAUGCUGUUAUGGUAUUACAAAAGAAUGCAACAUCUAUGAGAGUUAUUUGCGAAAUGAUAAGUUGGGGAUUCAGGAAGAUCUCUUGGAAAUGUCUGCCUCAUUUGGUCUGUAUUUUUUUGUGUUACUACUCAUGAAUACGGAAGCGUUCCAACGAAUCGUGCACUUCUUCAAAUUUAUUCCGGCUCAUAUUAAAGCCAAAAUUGCCAAAGAUUCGCAGAAAAGUAUCAAUGGGGGCUAUCAACCGAAAUAUCCAAGCGAAGCUGAAACACUAGUCGUUAAAAAAUUACGAAAAACUUACGGUCCAAAAGUUGUAGUGAAAGAUUUAAUGUUGCAACUGAAAAAGAACAAAUGUUUUGGGUUGUUGGGUGUGAACGGUGCUGGCAAAUCCACCACAUUCCGUAUUUUAACAAAAUCGUUAUUUUUUGAUGAAGGUGACGUUGAACUAGAUAAAGUACCCAUCAAACGAGAUGAUUACAUGGAGAAAAUCGGCUACUGCCCUCAGGAGGAUUACUUGAACUAUUUCCUAACCGGUAAAGAAGUUGUCUACUCCGUUGCUCGCUUGAAGGGCUAUUCCGAUGCAGAUGCACAGGAAAUCACAAAGGAUUUGUUGAAAUAUUUUGAGCUGGAAAAGUACCAGGACAAGCCUUGUUCGGACUACAGUGGUGGAAACAAACGCAAAUUGUGCUCCUGUUUGGCGUUUUUAGGGUCGCCUGAAGUUAUAUUGUUAGAUGAACCCACCAGUGGGGUGGACCCAUCUAGCAGACGUAACUUUUGGAAGAUCAUAAAUUCGUUUAAGGAGAAAGACAACACCUCGUUUUUGCUUUGUUCACACAGCAUGGAAGAGUGUGAGAAUUUAUGCGACGAAAUUGCGAUUAUGAAGGAAGGCACAAUAAAGGAUCAAGGAAGUCUUGUGGAGUUGAAAAACCGAUACAACAAGGGUUACAAAAUUACAAUCAAAUUAAGAUCGGAACAAGACGUUGAUUCACUUAAGGAUAUGUUUUCCAGACAUCUGAAGGCGAUAUUGCUUGAAGAAUAUGCGGGAUCGUUGGUGUACCAAGUAAAAGAUGAAAGUAAACGAUUGAGUGGAUUAUUUACAACACUUGAAAGUUUCAAAACGGAAUUUUCUUGUAUUGACGACUACAUCGUCAAUCAAAUGUCUUUAGAAGACAUAUUUUUAAGCGUCGCAGAUAGUAAUUAAGUAUUUAAUGAGAAUUCCGGUGACACGGAAUGGAUUAUCAACUUAAUGCAAUCCGAAUCAGCGUCCCGGACUUCAAAAGUCCGGGAGUUGAUAAUAAUGAGGAAUUGUAUUUGCAAAAUUUCCAAAAAAAUCGUAUAAAUACCAAAAAUAUCCGUAUUUGGAGUAACUAAAAGUUUUCUUUACUGUGAUAUUUUUCAAAUUUAGAGAGUAUUAUUUAUGAGUUGUUAAGAAAACCAUCUGAGAUGCUUAAAAUGUGUUUUUUACUUUUUUAUAUUAAAAUUAUAUUGUAUUAUAUUUUCAUCCUGUUUAUAUAUUUUAUUCGAUUCGUCGUACUUACACGUGGUGCUCACGCUAUUAAAACAUGAUAAUGCUUUAAAAAAAUUACAUUGUUGGUUAAUUUUUUAAACUGUUAAUUCUAGUCACUUUUACAACUUUUUUAGAAUAUGUGACGAAAUUUAAAAAAAACGCAAAAGCCUGGAUUUUACUGUGUAAAAAAGUUUUUAGUCAAAUUACCUAUAUUCUGGAAGAGCACUUCAAAUUUUUUUUUAGUGAUGUGUUAGGCUAUUCUUGAUUAGAAUGAAGAGGGAAGAGGCAACCUUUUCACUUUUCUUUGGUUUUAAGAGAGAAUGGCCAUAACGGUUUCUAUUUUUAAGUUCAAAAAAAUUAUCGGCGUUUUGAGGUGCUCGGUAAGAGUAUUGAGAAUAACUUUUUAACUUUUGUCACGUAUUUUGUCAAAAAUGAAUGCUAUUGUGCGACAAAAAUUGAUGUAUUUUAAGUUGAAAGAAGUUUCCAGUAAGGACUUAAUGGGAUAGAAAAAAGGUGGGAGUUUAUUAAUUAAAUACGGUAUAUGUAUAACUUCUUAUGUUACUUCUUAUCAAUGUAAGUUAUAUAUUGUUAAUAUAUUAAUCUCUAAUAUUGUGUAAUAAUAAUUUAUUUAAAAUAGUCACUUUCCAUAA
Messenger RNA from Tribolium madens (black flour beetle), 6155 nucleotides. Its product is annotated as phospholipid-transporting ATPase ABCA1-like. The coding region runs from base 355 to 5199 and encodes 1614 amino acids. Gene Ontology annotation, cellular component: intracellular membrane-bounded organelle; membrane. Lineage: Eukaryota; Metazoa; Arthropoda; Insecta; Coleoptera; Tenebrionidae. Gene Ontology annotation, biological process: transmembrane transport; lipid transport. The record is from RefSeq and is a predicted model, not a curated record. The transcript has 22 exons. Gene Ontology annotation, molecular function: ATP hydrolysis activity; ABC-type transporter activity; lipid carrier activity.